UCUCCAAGAGAGUCAGUCCGCGGCAGGUGGCGCCCGAACAGGGACUUGAAGGAUAGGAUGCGAACUCCCCCAUCUGGAUCCCGGACAGACUGGUGCGACCAGCGCCGCUGGAAACGAAAAAGACUCAGAAGGAGACAACAGCAGCAGCUGCUCCGACAAGUGAUUUGCGGUUUGCAGAAACUGAAACUAAGGGAGAAACCAAAAGACCGGCUCACUUGGACGAUGAUUCACACUUUAGUGAAAAAGGCCAAAAUUCUCCUUGAGAAUCAGAAACAGCCUUUGACUCCUUGCAUGUAUUUUGUUGCUUUUCUUGCCCUUAUUUCAGCUCCCCCUUCUGUAGAAGGCAUGGCAUUUUGGGCUUAUGUUCCCCAACCCCCCUUGUUACAGCCUGUGGGCUUGCUGGAUAGGGAACCAAUAAGGAUUUUGACUAAUGAUACUAGGCGGCUGGGUGGUUCCCAAGACUCUGAUGUCAGGCCUAAGAUUUCCUCUUAUGUAUCCUAUGAGGGGAGAGCAGAUUCACUUCCAAUUUGCCUGACACUGCAAGGGGAAGUGCUGGAUGGAUGCUUACCAGUCAGUUAUCGGACCUUUUUAGCUGACGCUCCUGACCAUGCAGAGCCUGAUAAGAGAUGGAUAUGGGAGAUACAGAUACAGACUUUAGGUUUUGCUAAUUAUAAUGAAACUUUUCAAAAGGAUAUGAAUAUGCCCAUCUCCUCUUGUAUUCACAAAUAUGGUCAUAAAGAUCAAUUUUGGGAUUCCUCAUUAACUAGAUCUCCUACGUGGUUAACUUGCGGCUUUCCUAAUGCUGCCAUCAAAUAUAACCCAAAAGGAACCUCCUUAGAAGUUUGGGAUUAUUCAGCCUCUUCUGGGGAUGGAAAUUAUGAAGAAUAUAUUAAAAGCCAUAGUAACAGAUUUCAUGGAUAUGAACCAAAAGAUCUUUUAGGAGAAAAGAUCAGGCAUUGGUUUUCUCCUGGUUUUGUAGAACCAAUUUGGGUAGCAAAGGCUCCGGAUAGUAAUGUUACUAUGAUUCAUAAUGAUUUGUUUAGACUUGUUGCUGCCACAAAUAUGUUUUUAGAAAAGAGACCCGGCACCUCUAAAACUUUUCCUUAUGAAAUUAGGGCUUGUAUUUCAUAUCCUAAUGCUUUGCUUUUAGGACAACAAAUUCAUGUUAAGAUCUCUCAAACAGACAAAUCUUAUCAUAUAAACUGUUAUUCUUGUAAACUAACUAAUUGUAUUACCUCUGCUAAACCUAAAAAUUUAAAUGUCAUGCUUAUUGUUAAAAGACCUCCUUUUGUAAUGUUACCUGUAGAUUUGGGAGAUGAACCAUGGUACGAUAACUCUGCAUUAAGAGUAUUAACUUCUUUAAAUGAUCUGAUUCGGACAAAGAGAUUUGCUGAUGCUCUUAUCUUAGGAAUUACAGCUUUGAUUUCUAUUUUAACUACCUUUGCAGUAGCUACUACUGCACUAGUUCAGGAAAUUCAUACUGCUCAUUAUGUGAAUGUUUUAAAUAAAAAUAUUACUUUUGCUUUAAUGGAACAAGCAAGUAUAGACACAAAAUUAGAAGCAAAAAUUAAUGUGUUAGAAGAAGUAGUGCUGGCUUUGGGACAAGAUGUAGCUAAUCUUAAGACUUUACAGGAAACUAAAUGCCAUAAUGGUUUUCAGUCAAUUUGUGUUACUCCAUUACCUUAUAAUACUUCUUUACCUUGGGAUAAAAUAAAAGCUCAUCUUCAGAGGGUAUGGAAAGAUAGUGACAUUACUCAUGAUUUGGGUGCCUUGCAGAAAGAUAUUUCAGCUAUGAGUCAGGCUCAUUUACAGAUAGGAACUCUCGAAUCAUUGGCUAAAGAAUUAGAAUUGAACAUGAGAGCCUUAAAUCCUUUGGACUGGAUCCACUAUAUUAUUCUCAUGACUGUCCUUGGUCUUUUACUAGUUCUUGUUGUUAUCUUAUUUCCUUGUCUUUUAAAAUGUCUUUUCAGAUCUGUUUCUACCAUCAGGCAGGAAGUGUUCGAGUUUCAUUUAAAAAAUAAAAAACGGGGAACUGCCACAUCCACGGCUGUCCCGCCUGUGUGACAAAAUGCCUCUCAGGUGGUGGUCAUCUCAAAAUGAGGGGCUCGUGCUUCCCGGAGCUUGGCCCCCGGCGGUUCCCUGGCAGUCUGCUCGAGUUGAGGUGCCUGAUCAGCCUCAAUGAUCUCGUUCACUUUGUUCCUGGCGAUGGUUUCUUGCAUUGACUCUGCUUCUGUUCUAUUUUUCUCUUGACAAAA
Messenger RNA from Chionomys nivalis (European snow vole), 2255 nucleotides. Its product is annotated as endogenous retrovirus group K member 13-1 Env polyprotein. The record is from RefSeq and is a predicted model, not a curated record. Bases 58 to 2064 code for a protein of 668 amino acids. Gene Ontology annotation, molecular function: structural molecule activity. The transcript is spliced from 2 exons. Lineage: Eukaryota; Metazoa; Chordata; Mammalia; Rodentia; Cricetidae.